This is a messenger RNA of Miniopterus natalensis, 756 nucleotides long. The record is from RefSeq and is a predicted model, not a curated record. NCBI's taxonomy places the organism in Eukaryota, Metazoa, Chordata, Mammalia, Chiroptera, Miniopteridae.
AUGGCGGACAAGGCAGCGUCUGAGAGAAGGUGCCAGUCAUCGGACUUCCAGAACAGCCUCGAGAACACUUUGCUCCAUCAACUACCUACGCUGGGGCCGCUGAGGGGCGACCACCCGCAAUUCACCAAGGUCAAAAAGGCCAACAGUCCCCACGGCCCACAGGCCCCCAAGCUGAAGGCCACGCUCACCCACAGCUUCUCGGGAGAAGGCUCAGGACACCGCAGGCGGUGCUGCCCCUUCCGAGUGCGAUUUGCUGACGAGACCCUACAGGACACAGCGCUCCGCUACUGGGAGCGCAGCUGCGCGGUCCGACAGGGCAUCGCCGACCACAGGCCGGCCGCCCAGCCGACGGCAUCGGAGCGAGCACUUGGGAGCAUCAGGAGAUGGCUGGAGAGUUUGCCCAAAGCCCUGCACUCCAGGGCCAAGGAGGAGGCCAUGGCCAGCUCCCCAUUCAGCUGGGACUCCCCCGGCCUGCCCAUCCGGGAGCUGCAGAGCCACCUCUCUGAGGACACCUCCAUGAGCAGCAGCCGGCCCUUUAUCGCCAGGGCCACCGCCCAGAGGCAGCAGAGAGACAGCAAAACCCUCCUGGGCAGCCACAGCAUUCUCGACCAGACGGGCAAAUCGCCCUGCUCCUGGAGCCAGAAACUGGAGUCCUUCCUGCCCCGCUUGGAGACACACACGGCCCUGAAGCGAGGCCGGCCGAAGGGGUACCAGCUCCUCCUGCCUUCCGUAGUCCAUCAGCAGGCCCAGCGCUGA